Messenger RNA from Rhincodon typus (whale shark), 4599 nucleotides. RefSeq names its product protein DBF4 homolog A-like. Gene Ontology annotation, biological process: positive regulation of nuclear cell cycle DNA replication; regulation of cell cycle phase transition. Gene Ontology annotation, molecular function: protein serine/threonine kinase activator activity; nucleic acid binding; zinc ion binding. Gene Ontology annotation, cellular component: nucleus; Dbf4-dependent protein kinase complex. NCBI's taxonomy places the organism in Eukaryota, Metazoa, Chordata, Chondrichthyes, Orectolobiformes, Rhincodontidae. The record is from RefSeq and is a predicted model, not a curated record. The transcript has 13 exons. The coding region runs from base 189 to 2447 and encodes 752 amino acids.
ACAUUUGGAGGUUUCUAACCCAAUCUCCGUCCUGCUGUCUCAAGUGGAAAUGAGUGAUUUUACGGCAUCAUUUCGAAGAAGAGUAGCCGUGUUUACUGUGGCCAAUUCCUCAUUCAGGAUCACAAAUAAAAGUUUAUUUGGUACAUUGUAAGCAGAAAUGGAAUAGAAAAAUGUGAAUUUUCUUGAAAAUGAAACCUCGGACCAAAACUAUAGAUAGCAAAUUAGUGUCCAACCGAUUAACAGUACAUGGAAAAUCUGGAAGAAGUAAAGGAACACUGAGAACGUUACCGCGAGGAGCUAAUAAAGCAGCAGAUAUCAAAUUAAAACCUUUUACAGGGAAAGUUUUUUACCUUGAUCUGCCUUCAAAUAAAAAUACUGAAAGCUUAGAGAAGGAUCUACAGGAUCUAGGAGGGACAAUUGAAAAAUUUCUCAGCAAAGAUAUUAAUUACAUAAUUUCUAAUAGAAAUGAGGCUAAGUUUGUCCAGGCUGCUGGGAAAAACUCUCCCAUACCAAGCCCAGAUUCUGUUCAUGGUAACACAUCUCCCCAUCUGAGCAGUCGGAGAGAAAGCCAUGAAGGAAGCCCACAUCGAACUUUGGAGAUGAUAAGCAGAGGAAAAAGUUUUGUCAAGAAGGUUAUCAAGGAACAGGAUUUUGUUCCUGGAAACAACAUCCUUUUGAAUGCCCUGGCAUGGGGAGUGCGAAUACUUUAUAUAGAUGAUGUGAAAACUUAUAUUUCAAGAAAGAAGGAGUCAUUUGUAACGACAAACUCUAUUGCCACAAUCAAUGGGGAGAAGUCCAAUCGAACUGCCCAAUCUAAUAGUCAUAGAACAAAAGCAGGAAAACUGAGGAAACCUUUUAUCAAAGUUGAAGCAAUGAGCCGCCAUUACAGACCAUUGUAUAUACAGUUAGAUUGCUACCCAGAGAUCAACUACCUUGGUCCAAAUCCCUGGAGUCCUUUUGAUAUGGACAAGAAAAGCAAGACCAAUGAUAAGCAAAAUAAAGGAAAGGCUAGCAGAAGUAAAUGUCACAAAAUAGCAUGCAGUGAAAAGAACUGCAAAAUGGACACAAAAAUCACAGAAACUUUGAAAGAGAAGAAGAAGAAGGGUUACUGUGAAUGCUGCAUGAUGAAGUAUGAAGAUUUAAAAAUUCAUCUGAAAAGUGAACGUCAUAAGAAAUUUUCAGAGAGCACAGAAUUUAAUGUUGUGGAUAAAAUAAUUUCACAGUUCGAUUGUGAUUUUAUAGAACUCCAGAGAGAUAAAGUGAAAAGGACAAAGUGCAGUAUUGGUGUAAACACCUAUGAUUUCACCAAGAUAAGUAUUGCAGGAAUACAUGAAGAAUUUCGAAGACCGUAUAAGGAGCAUGUGGAAGGAAAUAAAUCCUUAAUAAUGUGCAACACAAAGGAUUAUGAAAAUGUCAGUGGAUGGGAAACUAAGCAAAGUACUUUGUCUUUCCAAGGAAAAGACAUUGUAUCUUCAGGUACCCUGAAUUCGCCUAGCCAGAUAUUACCUUUGUCUACACCAAGUCAUGUUAGCAUUUCUGAAAUGCUACUUCUGUCCACUUUUGUUAACAAAAAGUCCUUUGGGGAAGGAACACCUGCAGUUAAUUUUGAAAAUCAGAAAAAAGAAACAAGCUGGCAUAGUUUAUCUUUGUGCCAAGGGGACAAAGGUAGUUCCAUAAUUUCAAAAGUCUGUAUGUCGGAACAAUUGCAUCACCUUGGAAGGUUACCAGUUGAGAGCUCUCCAUCUGUCACCGAAGAAUCAUCGCGUAAGCACCCGUUUGAUCAGGAUGUGUGUGAGACUAGGUCACAACCAAAUUCCACUGUAUGUUCUGACAGUGAUGAAAUCAAAACUGGGCUACAUAAGUCAUCCAAAAAUAAUUUGCAACAUAAGCGCAAAGAACUGGAAAGUCCAAUCCUGCAUGUUCCCAAGCAUUCUAGGGUAAAUGAUCAUGAUCCACGUGAUACUGCAGCAGCCCCUAUUGAACGUUCAUGCAGCCCUGUACAGACACAAUUGUUUUUUGGCAAGGGAAGAAGUGAAGAAUUGAUGCAUAAUAUAAUAGUACCUUCGUUUAAUUUAGCUGCACAUCAAAACACUGAAUUGGGUCCAAUUCCUCCAACUAUAUUUUCUUCACCCUGUACAAAACUGCAUCGAAAAGUGAGAUUUUCAGCUGUUUAUGGAAGAAAUAAAAAGAAGGCUCAAGAUCAUAGAAUGGAAAUAAGUUCUCUUGCAAAAGAGAGGUGCUUGAUAGAGGAAGGUGAAGCUACCAACUUGCCAUUGAAAAGUUUGCUGGAAUUAUUUCAAACUAGUGAAAACAGUGGUUCUGAGUUUUCGGGCUUUACCGAUCAUUCAUCACAGAAAAUGUCAGGGAUGUGGGAUAGCGAUCAACCAGAGAAUAUCCUGUCAAUUUUUGCCCAAUCAUCAUCGUUAUCAUCUUUUCUUGGUUUCUAGUGCAAUGCUUAUUUGUUUAAAGAAUGACAUGAAGGAACUACAAUUUUAUUCAUGUUCUACUUUUACCAUGAAUCCGUUCUGGUUACAUAUAGGUUUUUUUCAGUUUGAUCACUUUAAUGUGCCUAUUAGAAUUGAAAAUAGAAAAUAAAUGCUGUCUACCUACUACUUUGAGAACAAUGAGCCCAUUUUACCCUUUUUUUUGCAUUUUGUUUAACCAAUAAUAAGAUCACUUUGACCUAAACUUUUGUCCAUAGAUAGCAAACUUUGUCAGUAAAAUCCAAUAAUAAUUUUGAAUUUUUUCAUUUGUUCAUGGGAUGUGAGCAUCACUGUCAUUUAUUGCUCAUCCCUAAUUGCCCUAAAAAAGGUGGUGGUGAACUGCUGCUUUUGCCCUGCAUUACAUAUAAUUGCAAGUUUUUUUUAUAGAAGUGUAUAGCCAUUGCUGAAAUAAUUUAAAUUUUUAUCCAUACAAAACUUUUAAAUGCACUAUAGUUGUAAAGCUUUUUGGUGUAAAAAAAAAUCCUCAAGACGUGGAAUCAACAAUCAAUACAAAACAACAGGGGAAUAAAGUGGUUAAGUUACAGGCAGUCCCUGGAUUACAAAUGGGUUCUGUUCCUCAGUAUGUUCGUAAGUCAAUUUGUGCACAAGUCAGAACGCAAUACAAGAUGGUGUAAUGCAUCUGUUCAUAAGCACUACCUAAUGUUCACAUGUUGGAUUCUUAAAAGUAAUAGUAAUAUAGGAUCUUGUUCAUAAGUAUGAAUGUUUGGAAGUUGGGAACCACCUGGUAGCUGCUUUUUCUUUUGUGACUGGGAUACGGAUCUAAUGGAUGACCGGGAUCUGUGAUUGACAAAGACCUUUCCAACUCCAUAGAGUAAGUUUGGUUACUAGCCAAAUUUAGCCCCUGCCUGUGAAACGACACUGCAAAAUCUGGCAGUUUUACUUGGGUGAAGAGCAUAUGAGGUAGAGAAUUGAAAAUGCCAUAUCUAUAUUGUAUGGAGCUCUUCUUUUAAGAGAGAAUUGAAUGACAUUCAGUUCUGAAGAAAGGUCAUUAGACCCGAAAUUUUAACUCUGAUUUCUCUUCAACGAUGUUGCCAGACCUGCAGAGAUUUUCCAGAAAUUUCUGUUUUUGUUGGUAAUUGAGUGACAUUGUUGGAAUUGGAUAUCUCUUACUCUGAAUGUGACCUCUUACCACAGAAUAUUGGAGAGACUGGAUCCUUAAAAAUGCGCAAUCAUCAUUUCACAAAGCUGAUAUCCGAUCUGUGAGCAUUUAAAAUUAGUAAAGGCAGAACUGUUAUCUAAUCCCUUUGAAAAGAGAUGCCUUCCGUAAAAGUAUAAGAAAAAUAAUGAAUAAUUUUCAUUGUAUACCCUCUUUUAACGUGGUAAAUCUCGCAAGGUCAUUUCAGGAGACUUAUUAGAAAACGUCUGAAGCUGAGUCUCAGAAGGACGUUUUGACAUCGAUGGCCAAAAACCUGAUCGGGGGAGAAUUUAAAGGGACUCCUUAAGGAGGUGAGAGACAGACAGUUUUAAGGAGGAAAUGUCAGAACUUGGAGCCUAGAUAACACUAAUCUGUAGAGGCUAGAACAUUCCUGUUGAGUUACCAAAUCUUACCUCAUGUAUUGAUUGGACUUUUGUCGGGGUAGGAGAAUAAAUUCUGCUCAAGUCUUCGUUGGUUGCUAUUCAGAAAACUGAUUAUCUAGUCCUCCACAGUUCAACAUGAAAAAAUAACAAUGGGUGUACUAACUAAGUUACCAGAGGUCAAGGAGCUGUAUCCCAUCAAAGGUGAAGUGAGAAUCUGAGUAAAAUGUUGUAAAGCCAACAGGAUGAGGUUGUAGUGCAUUGAAAAUAAUUUUUAAUGCUCUAAUCUCUGCCGUUAGUGCAGUUUAUUAACAAAUACACCUAUAUGCCUUGUGGCAAUCCAGAUUUUAAGUCUACUUAGUAUUUCUGAAUGAAUUACAUUAUGCCCUUCAAUUUUACAGUCCAAAUAAUAAAUUCUUAAGACUGCUAUGGGAAACAUCCACGUAACAAAAAUUAAAGAUACUUUUGAAUGUUGCUUCAACCAGUAUAAAACAAAUUAAAUUUAAUACAGUUAUAGCAAUGGGAAAUCCAGUCAUAAUCGAUAGUUGUCUGACAUCUAUUGAAAGGUGUGCUCUAUUUA